Messenger RNA from Gymnodraco acuticeps, 3298 nucleotides. RefSeq names its product phosphatidate phosphatase LPIN1. The transcript has 20 exons. Gene Ontology annotation, molecular function: transcription coactivator activity; phosphatidate phosphatase activity. Gene Ontology annotation, cellular component: mitochondrial outer membrane; nucleus. Bases 232 to 2835 code for a protein of 867 amino acids. Gene Ontology annotation, biological process: triglyceride biosynthetic process; fatty acid catabolic process; positive regulation of transcription by RNA polymerase II. The record is from RefSeq and is a predicted model, not a curated record. NCBI's taxonomy places the organism in Eukaryota, Metazoa, Chordata, Actinopteri, Perciformes, Bathydraconidae.
GAGGCGGUCAGAGGCAGAAAUUAGUAUCGCGUUUACUUAAUAGUCCGUUUUUUCUGGCUGUAAAUCGGUGACAGCAAGUCGAGGGCUUAUAAAACACUCAGACAUCACCUCUACCAGGAAAGGAGGCUCCUGUGAUGUGUUGUUGAACUGUCAUUCACCGCUGUGGGAACGGCAGGCUCAAUGUGCUGGUAAAGGCUGUCAGCAUAUCAGCUAUAGAAGACCCGUCAGACGAUGAACUACGUGGGCCAGCUGGCAGGCCAGGUGUUCGUCCAGGUCAAAGAGCUGUACCGAGGCCUGAACCCGGCCACCCUGUCCGGCUGCAUCGACGUCAUCGUAGUGAGGCAGCCCGAUGGAUCCCUGCAGUGCUCACCUUUCCAUGUCCGCUUCGGGAAGAUGGGAGUCCUCCGGUCCCUGGAGAAAGUGGUGGACAUGGAGAUCAAUGGAGAGCCAGUGAAUCUACACAUGAAGCUUGGGGACAAUGGAGAAGCAUUCUUUGUGCAAGAAACAGAAAAUGAUCAGGAAGUGGUUCCCUCCUACCUGGCCACCUCUCCCAUCUUGUCGGACGGGGCCCUCCUGAUGAGCUCCUCCCUGCUGGGGAAGGGCUCCGGGCCCCCCAUACAGACACUGGGCUCCACGGGGGCCGCUGGGGAGACUGGCAAUGGGAUGAUGAAGAAGAGGAGGAAGAGAAGGAGGAAGGUCCGGGCGGACAGUGUGAGGAAGGAGGACAGUGGUGACUACUCCGAGGACGAAGACAUGUUCACCAUAGACAUCAGCUCGGAUGAAAUGACGAUGAUAGGGAGCAACAGGACUUCUCGGGACGUUUUAAGAGAUGAGACAACAGUCGCCCCCGGCAGCUCUUUCAAACAGUCUGGCAUCUACACUCGCUCAGAUGGAGACUGGAGCCCCAUUCAGAGUCCUGGAAACUCUCGUCCCACUUCUCCCAAGAGCGACUCUGAGCUAUUGACCAAGCCGUCAGACGCAGCCAAUCAGGAUCCAGCCAUGCACUGGGCGUGGGGAGAGCUCCCGCAGGCUGCCAAGCCGUCUUUCCUGCAAGAGAAAACCAACCCUCCGUCAGUUUGCCCGGUAACCAUCCCAGUCUCUGAAAGCACACACUUCCGCGUGAUAACUCAUGAGACGGAACAGAGUGGACCCUGCGCUGAAAUAUCAGCACUCACCCUGAUGAUGCCACAGGAGACUAAUGGGGACACAGUUGGGAUGGAGGCCAUGACAGCCGGAGGUGUAGCAGCUCAGAUGUCUGAAAUGGAGGAGACGAUGCCUCUACCACCGGGAAAAACCGACUCUCCAUCCAAGAGAAAAGACAAGAGAAGCCGCCAUCUUGGGUCUGAUGGGAUUUACCUGGAUGACAUCACAGACCUCGAGCCUGAAGUGGCGGCCCUUUAUUUCCCUAAGAGUGACGGUGUUGUGGCGGUGCGCAGCGACUCAGACCCUGGCCCCCACGGCAGCAGCAUGUCCCCACAGUCCCUCAGCUCAGGGGGGGACAGCGGAGUGGACAGCUACUGCGACCCUUUGGCGGACAUGCCGACUAUCACCAUCUCUCUGUGUGGAGGACUCAAUGACAACAGGGAGAUCACUAAUGAGCAGUUCCACGAGAAAAUAAUCUCUUACCAGCAGUUUUCGGAAAACCCCUCCAUCAUCGACGACCCCAACUUGGUCGUGAAAAUUGUCUCCAAAUACUAUAAUUGGAGCUCUGCGGCUCCACUUAUGCUGGCUUUGCAGGCCUUUCAGAAACCGCUGCCAAAGGUUGCAGUGGAGAACAUUAUGAAGGAGAAGAUGCCAAAGAAAGGAGGGAGGUGGUGGUUCUCCUGGCGAGGCAGAAACAGCAGCGCCAAAUCUGAUUCUCUGAACGUGGGGGCCUGCGGUUAUGAUGAGCAGGACGGGAAAAUGUCUAGCAGACACAAAGAAGACUCUUCCUCCAGUGAUGAAGACCACAGGACAGCCUUACAGAGCUCUGCGCCCGGCCAAUCAGAGCCCGGCCUUACACCAGGAGGUGUGUCUUAUAAGAAAACACUCCGACUCACAUCAGAGCAGCUGCUGUCCCUCCAGCUGCAGGACGGUCCUAACGAUGUUGUGUUCAGCGUGACCACUCAGUACCAGGGGACGUGUCGCUGUCAGGGAACCAUCUACCUCUGGAACUGGGACGACAAGAUCAUUAUCUCUGACAUAGAUGGAACUAUUACCAGGUCGGACACACUGGGUCACAUCCUGCCCACACUGGGGAAGGACUGGACCCACCAGGGCAUUGCACAGCUCUACCACAAAGUCAGCCAAAAUGGCUACAAGUUCCUGUACUGUUCCGCUCGAGCUAUCGGCAUGGCUGACAUGACCAGAGGUUACCUCCACUGGGUCAACGAGAGAGGCACCAUGCUUCCUAUUGGCCCUGUCCUCCUCAGCCCCAGCAGCCUCUUCUCAGCUCUGCACAGGGAGGUGAUUGAGAAGAAACCCGAGAAAUUCAAGGUGGAGUGUCUCAACGAUAUCAAGAACCUCUUCUUCCCCAACACCCAGCCUUUCUAUGCAGCGUUUGGCAACAGACCAACGGAUGUAUAUUCCUAUAAAGAAGUCGGGGUGCCACUGAACAGGAUUUUCACCGUUAACCCAAAAGGCGAGCUAGUGCAGGAGCAUGCCAAGACCAACAUCUCAUCGUAUGUGCGUCUGGGUGAGGUGGUGGACCACGUGUUCCCCCUGAAGAUGCGAUCCUCCUCCUCAGACUUCCCCUGCUCGGACACCUACAGCCACUUCACCUACUGGAGGCAGCAGCUCCCCCGGGUGGAGCCUCAGGGCACUACGCCUCCACAGAGCCCGCUCCCCAGCAGCUGACCGCCCGUGGCCUGCUGAGCACUGACAUGUGUGUGAUUUUAUUUUUUUGUAGAAGAUCGAGCACUUUGAGGGCACAGCAGGGGCCACUUGUUAAAUCUGCUGUGAAAACUCUUAUAACGCACAAGAUGGAUGUAAGCGCACUUUUAUGAGAAAGAUGGCCUCCGUAGCUUUCUGACUAGAUGUAUAUGAGAAAUGAUAGUAAUUUAUUCAGGCAGCUUAGUACAUAUAUCAUUUUCGAGUGAGUGUUGAUAUUCUUUCAGAAGCUAUAGACCUUUUAUAUGAGGUAUGUAUGUGGAGAGUGACAUAAUGUAUUUAUGGCAUCUGUGCAUCAAACAGAACAAAGCCACUCUGUUGCCACAGCAGAGAGUGAGUUAUUUCAACUUGUGCCAAAUAGUAGAUGCAGAAUUUAUUUUCUUACUCUGAAGAUUGAGACUGUUACAUAUCCUCAGCAUGGAAAUGCAGA